Pseudo-nitzschia multistriata is the source of this 895-nucleotide messenger RNA. The record is from the annotation of a GenBank genome assembly. NCBI's taxonomy places the organism in Eukaryota, Bacillariophyta, Bacillariophyceae, Bacillariales, Bacillariaceae.
UUAYAACAAAGAUUUACUCGUCUUUUUUGAACCCAUUGAUAUGGGGAAGGUGCAUUUUACGACAAGGCAAAUGAUUAGGUACGUAAUCGAGRCUAAAUCAUCUACAGUAUUCGUGCCAUACUGACUGACCCAUUCAAACAUCAAAAUUACAGACCAAUGCUGUAUGUGCCGUAAAUGAACGAUUUUUUCUGUUCUUCCAAAUUGUACCAUCUGAACUACACGAUACAUUACGACGUCCGAUUGACGGAAGAGAACUGCCUGUUUGUACUCGCAACUCUAUCGGCUCAAUUCCUGUCAUUGGAUCGGUAUCAAACAGGAAGUCCAUAAGAUGCUUGUGACUUGUUUCCGCACCGUUCUCGGCACCGCUGGGCACGUUUCUUGCGCCUGCGUUCUGUUCGGAUCGAACCUGCUCAUCGGCGUGAUCGAUGCCACGGCACGGUCCAUCGUGGAGGAAAUUUCGGCCAUCACCCUGGCACGGAUCGAACAAGACUCCAGAACCCCGCAUUCCGAACGGGUGCGCACCUUCCAGAAAAAUCGAAACGAYCCGAUCGUGUGUCGACCGGGUACCGGAAACCGAGAGGGAGGCAACGAGGGCCCCUCUCAGGUGAUGGACGAGGCAGAAACUCUGAAGAAAACCGUUUCCUACGCCAASAAAGAAUAUCCCGAGGCGACAGCAGCAACCGCUCCGACCUGGGAAACCAAACAAAACCGAAGGGACUGGCAAUCAAUCUCAUUUGCAACGAUUUGGGAGGUCACGAUCCAUCUCUUUUGCCCGACGAUUUCCAGUUUGUUUUUCCUGUGGUCGGUCCGCUAACGAAGCAGCAGUUUGUCAAAGCCUUUACAGAAUGUAAGGUUCGCGAUGCCUUUCCAACAUCAUCGGCAAACUUUUGCAACU